UGCGAUGGGCGCGGGGGGCGCGGGGCGGGCGCUGCUGGCGCUGGCGCUGCUGGCGGCGAGGGGCGGCGCGGCUCCGCUCCAGCCCGACGGCUCCGCCGCGCUCGGCAAGCUCUACCCCCGCGGCAGCCACUGGGCCGUGGGACAUUUAAUGGGGAAGAAGAGCACUGGAGAUUUCCCUUAUGUUUAUGAAGAAGAAAACAAGACCCCGUUUCCAGCACUGCCUGAAAAUCCCAACCAGCCUGAAGACUCUGUGCCGUGGGAAGAAGUCUCCAAGUACUUGCUGCGGCUGCUGGAAGGGAGCGGAAGGAGGGAUGCUCGUUUUUCCAAAGGAGGGCUCCCCUGGUAUGCCAGGAACACCUGGGAGACAGAUGACAGCAGCAGCUGGAAAGGUGAUUGGGAAGUAAAAACCAAGGACCUGAAAGUUCAGCUAUUUCUAUUUUCGAGAUGAAGACCUGAAGAUCAAAAGGGCUGUACUUUACAUUUUAGAAGAUGAUGGACUAUCUGCUUCAAGUUGUGAAUAUGAAAGAGAGCACUCCCAGCUGAAAGAAGGUCUCUGAAUCUCCAAGAAGUGGAAUACUUUCCGUAAGAGACUCUAUUUCGCAAGCACUCAAUUGUAUCAGAUAAUCAACAAGGUCUCUUUUCUGUAAACAAGAUUUCCUCUGUGUAAAUUCCCUAGGUUCACGUAUUCGUGUGUGUUGCAGCAGUGACUAAACUCUCUUCUUCAUUGUCAAGGUUGUGUUUCCUCACUCGAGAGGCUUUGAUAUCUAUAAUUGUCACGGAAGGGUCUUCCAAUUAAUUGUACGAGUUGCCUAUCUAAUCAGAUCACCUUUUAGUUCGAAGCUAUGUGGCAUCACAUUCGCAAUAAAUAGUACUAAU
Molecule: messenger RNA, 876 nt
Organism: Cuculus canorus (common cuckoo)
Lineage: Eukaryota; Metazoa; Chordata; Aves; Cuculiformes; Cuculidae
Gene: GRP
Product: gastrin releasing peptide
Exons: 4
Coding region: 5-448 (147 amino acids)
Biological process (GO): neuropeptide signaling pathway
Molecular function (GO): neuropeptide hormone activity
Source: RefSeq, a predicted model, not a curated record